GGCAUGAACGUCAAUUUCUUGAACUUCUGGUAAUGGCCCUGCUCCCUUCACCCUUCCCCAUCCCCCUUUCCCUCUCUCACCUUAUCUUCUUACCUUCCCAUUGCCUCCCUCUGACGUUCCUCCCCUUUUUCUUUUCUUCCAUGGCCUUCUGCCUUGUUCACCAAUCAACUUCCUAGCUCUGUGCUUCAUCCCUCCCCCUCCAGGUUUCACCUAUCACCUGGUGGUUCUCCUUCCCCUCCCCCACCUUUUUAAAUCUUCUCCUCUCCCAUUGGAUUCCCUUUUCUCCAGCCCUGUAUCUCUUUCACCAAUCAACUUCCCAGCUCUGUACUUGACCACUCUCCUCCACCUUUUAACUCUACUCAUCUUUUUUUUCUCCAGUCCUGCUAAAGGGUCUCGGCCCGAAACAUCAACUGUACUUUUCCAUAGAUGCUGCCUGACCUCCUGAGUUUCUCCAGCAUUUUGUGUGUGUUGCUUUGGAUUUCCAGCAUCUGCAGAUUUUCUCGUUUGUACCAGAACUUUAAAUCUGUAACCGCUGCUAUUAGGAAUUGCUCCUUAUUACUUGCCUAAACUAAAUCAGUCACAAUCUUGUACACUUCUUGUUAAGCUCUCAGCCUUUACUGCAAAGAAAAUAGUUGUCUCAUGUAGUUUCCAUUUGGCAUCUUUGCAGUUCAUAUAGUGUCCUUUGUGAUGUAGCUUUUAAAACUAAUAAGUUUCCCUCUCAAGAGUUGUAGACUUGACUAACUGAAUUAUCGGGUCUCAACUUUGAUGCUAGGAACUGUGUCUCAUGGGUGGCAUUCCAUGUUACAGAUUUCUGUAUCUUUUGUGAACACAUAAGUAAUUUUACAAAUAUUUCUGAACAAUGCAAAAUUUUAUGUAUGCACAUCUUCUGGCUCUGGAUUAUGCAAUGGAAAGAAUCUAAAGUCCUGAUUGAAAACACACCCAAAAUAGCUAUUUUACCUAUUUUUACUAAUCACAUUUUUAGUGGCUGCUCCAAACCUCCCCACGAUAGCUGUCCAAACGUCCUUUCGUGUACCUUACUUUUCAGUUAUUGGUAAUAUCCCUAUUAUUAAAGGGACCUUAUUUAUCUACUUGUCAUUUAAAAGUUAUUUUUGGCUUUUUUUAUACUCCACUAUAUGUAUCUAAACAACAUUUGCAGCUCAGUGGUUUAUUUCUUUAUACUGUUGUCUUUAGUUUCAUUUCUUGUCUGCUUCUGUGAUCUAAUCUCCCACAUCAACUUCAUUACUUCUGGAAAUCUAAGGCUGCGAUCUUCUUGAAUAGCUGCACUAGAAUACUGGAUGUGGCUGCAUUUAUUUUCCACUACAAAGUUAUGAAUACUGUGCUUCAAAAGCCAGCCAAUUGCAAAUGACAUUGAAUAUCUUCCAGUGAUACCAUAUAUUAGAUGAUGUCUUAAAUUAAUUUAUUACAUGCAUUCCAUUGUAGUAAAAUUUUUGCAACUGGUUGUUCAGCUUAGAUGAAAUUUGACAACUCCAUCAUUUCACUUGAGACAUUACCUUAAACAGCUGUGAUAUUUCUGCUGCUGGACCGUCGAGUCAUCAUCCGGGUCCAUCAGUCUUCAGACGUUUCAUCCCCUAACCCGGAACAUUCUAGGGAUGGUGGGACAGCAGAACGUGAUUAGUCUUCUACCCCCGACGGUCAGACAUCCAGCUACUAUCGUCCCUUUGCAGACAAAGCCAACUGGAUGCUCUCUCUGCUGCUUAAGCCAUGGUGUUAAUGGCUCUCUUCCUGGUUCUCCCUUGUAUCCCUAAAGCUGCCAUCAUCUUCCAGCAUGACAUGGCGGGAAAUCCUCUUGCCCCCACUUCGACAGCUAAGUUCCAUGUCUGCCAGCCUUGCUGUCUGCAGUCUUCCACCAGGUUUUCACACCUCGCAAGCUUCCUUUCGUGAGCCUCUUGGCAUCAGGUCUCCCAUGGUACUGUUAGCUCUAUCACUACGAGCUUCUUUGCACUCUCUGACAAUAGUAGAACGUCUGGUUGAAGUGUGGUCUCUACUAUUGGUGGGAACACCAGUUUCUUUUAAAGAUUGACCUUCAUCUCCCAGUCCUUUGCCAUGCUCAGGAUACCAUCUCUCCGCUUGUUUGUUGCUGCAGCAUGUUCCCCAGUCCUGAUUAAGUUGGAGUUUGGUUGGCUGUCCUUUUUCCUCUCUGUCUCCAAAGUGUGGGCGAGUAUUCUCAAAACCUGGUCAUAUCUCCAUCUGUACCGUCCCUGAAGAAAGGGCAACCUGGCAUGAAGAAAGAAUAUGCUGAAGAUUGGCUGGUUUCUGGCACAGAUGGCACAUUGGGUCUUCUGUUAUUCUAGUUCCGCAGGUUUGUUGGAGUUGGUGAUACAUCGUACACAGCCCUCGGUAAGAACUGGAGUUGGAAAGAUGUAUAUUUCCAUAUGUCAUCCCAUGUCAACACUCUCUGUUCUGUUUCCCCAUUUGUCCAGGUACCUUGACUCCCCAUCUCCACUGCUCGCACAUAUCUAGCCUCCUCCUCUUUCUUCCUUAUCUCCUGCUGGACCAAAUGCUGUCUGUCCUUAGGGUUGGCCUCCCUCCACUUGAUUUUUGACUCACAUCCUAGGCCUUGUCUGCCCUUACACACUAUUCUGACAACGUCUCUGGGGAAGUCAGGGCUCUGCUUCUUCUACUGCCUCUGCCGCCUUCCAUUUGCUCCCUGUCUGUGUCUUGACUCCUGUUUCACUGACCUUGUCGUCCUUGGAGUCUUUGAGGGUCACGAUGAGGCGUGCUUUCCCUGCCUUAAAUUCCUCUACAACUGAGUGGAGGGGCAGCCGGAGCUUGACUUGCUUGCUGUAUAGCCCUGUUUAAGAGAAGCAGUGCGGUACUCCUAAUCACCUUCUCAGGUACUGGUUUAUCUUCCUCUCCAUGCCCUCGAUCGUUGACAGGGCAAUGUCAUACAGCAUCAUUGGCCACAUUAGUCUGGGUAGGAGCCCAUGUUGGAAGAUCCAUGCAUUAAACUUUCCUGGUAAACCUGAUUUGUCGAUCUUUACCAGCCUUUCUGUUGUUUGUUGCUCCAGGCGUCUGCUGUUGUUGACAUCCUUCAGGCUGUCAUCAUACCAUUUCCCUAGGCACUUGAUGGGGUUUCCUAUGAUAGACGGGGUUUCUUCAUCCUGGAUCUUCAAGGUGAACUUCUGGGUUGUGUGCCUGACUGACUGAAACUGACUACAUUCUUUGCAAAAAAAAGUUGUGAUCCUGAGACUGACCCAUUUUCCGUAGCUGAACUGCAGUGCUCACUUUUCAAAACUGCUGAUUACUAAGAUGGUGAGUGUUUUUUUAACAGAGGUACUGAUUUCCAUUUGUGAAAUGUAUUCUGGAGAAUUUUUUAGGUUAAGCAAUGGAAGAUGUUCUAGAAGUGAAUAAUAUGUAUUUGUCACAGUAAUGCUGUUCCAUUGGUAAGUGACUUAACAAAAUUCUUUUACUAACUGCUGAGUUUUCUGUGCAAUAUUCUGUAUGCUUAAUUGUAUGUCCAGAUAAACUAUAUGAAAUACAUUUAAGUGCAAAUUGUUAUAUUGGAAGUUUUUUUAAAUGCUUAUGUGUGCAAACAUGAAAGUUGUGAAACUUGACAUUGCUAGAAUCUGUCCUUUUAGUAGGGAACAAAGUUGACCUGUGCUUUCUCGAGGUGUUUGGGCUGGUAAGUGAUGCAUGGAAAUGUUAUGGACAAAUUGCACCAUUUAGUGAUUUUUUUUCUCUCUGUAAUGUUUACAAAAGUAAGAUUAGGCACAGCAGCAUCUAAGACAUAGUAGUUCUGUUUGCAAAUGUUGCUAUUUCAUCAGAAGGUGAGCACUAUUUACUUAUAAAGUCAUAAAGAUAUUAGUAUUUGUAAGGUGCUUAAUACGUUCUUUUUGCAAUUGCAGAACCUAGUCUAAAUUGGAAUCUUUGGAAUUUUGUAUCAUCUUGGAGAAAUGUGGGUAGAAACUUUCAAAUUAUUUUUAUCAAAUGCAUUUUCUCUAUAUAGAACCUUAAAGCAGACUCUGAAACAUAUUUCAGACAGCAUGAAAGCCAGUGUUGAGCUGUCAAUAAAACCCUCAGAAUGGCAGCAGCUUGUACAUGUGUUGGGUGGGAGUGAUGAAAACAUAUAGUCCUAUCCAUAAUACAUUUCUGAGUAGAGGAGCACUCAAGACUAGUCUUGAGCAUAGAAAUAAAAUUAGAUCUCUUGCUUUUUAUCCUUUUUUUCUAAAAAAAAAAGGAUAAUUUGACUAAAAUUAUUCCCUCUAUUUUGGAUUUGUUUGAUAAACAUAGAACUUUUCUUCAACAUUGUGAGGAACUCAUGCCAAUUUUUAAAAAAAAAUGCAAUACAGAAAUCGGGCAUACAGUUCUUUUAUGCCAGGGACUUUGAAGAAUCUAUCCUUUUACUAUUUCCCAUUUCACAAGUUUUCUGCUUUAAAAUGUAUAUCAGAAUCUUUCUCAAAAGAUAUUGUAGGAUCAUCUUCCAUCAUCUCUUCAUGCAGUGCUUUCCAAAUCAUAACUUUGUGAAACCUUUAUCUUUUUCUUGCUGUUGCCAAUUACAAUAACUAUGCAACCAUUUACUUGCCCAGCUGUUAGUGGAGAUAGUUUAUACUUAUUACUACCAUCAAAUUCCUUGCAAGAAAAUUUAAUUUUCCUUAAUUGCUGCUCCGGGGAAGAGGUACCACAUUCUCCAGUCAUUCCAGAAUAAAUUUCUCAAAAAUAAUAAAUCCUAUCAAUAAGAUCUUCUCAUUUUUUUCUAUUUAACUAAUAAUCUAGAGGUGUCAACUGAUGAACUAAAGUUAAGUUUUCAAGCUGCACAAUGACAGCUCGAGAAUUUACGUUGUUUAUUAAUUAAAUCUUGGACAAUUUAAAUCUUUUCAUGUGGAUGCUGUUUAGUUUUUAAAAGCUGAUCCUAGCUAUAUAAAAUAUUGGGAGGAAAAAUAACAGCCUUGUAUUGUUAAGAGCACAGAAUUAACCAAGAAAGAUAUGGGAAAUAACUUACAAACAGUAGAUGUGUCACACUUGUGUUGAGAUAAUGCAUAGACAAUUUUAAAAGUUUUUCAAAUGUAUGUAGCCCUAAAAUAAGGAUUUGCAGUGCAGUACCAUUUUUGUCAACAUAUUUUGAAUUAACAAAUGAAGUUAAUAUCAAUGCAUUAGGGAAAGCUACUGGGAAUAAAAAUUAAUUGGGGAAAAAAGUUGAUAAAAUAAAUAUACUUAAUUCAUUUGAAUGCUUAACUGAAUAAUGCUUGGAUGAACUCUGGCAAUUUUUUUUGUACCACAGCUUUAUCUUAAGUAAUUCUAGGAAGUAAUUCUAUCUGGGCCCUUGACAAAAUCUAGUAAAAAUUAUUUAUUGAUAGUAAAUAAUAACUUAAACUUAACAUUUGAGUUCAGUUGGAAAACGGUCAUUGCUGUGCUAAUUCUUGUAUUUUUCUUUUUCAGUUUUGAUAUCUUUCAAUAAAUGUACAGUUGUCAGGUUUGGUUUUUUGGACUCUAGUCAUCACAACUUCUUUUUGUUAGUGCAGCCGUGCAUUUUGAUAGGCAGUGUAUUUGAAGUGUGAAUCCAUGAGCUUUUUACCAAAUACAAAUAAAAUUGGUUUUAAUGGUUCUGUUAACUUUAGUUUUGCCUAUUUUAAUAUGAUGACUACUAAGAAAUCAUAAAAUUUCACUUUAUGUUGAGAAACAAGUAAGUGUUGUAGUGAAUCAUCCUGUGCCUUUAGAAUGACAAUGAACAAUAAAUUAAUGAAUUUGAAUGUAACAAAUUGAUGCUCCUAAAUCUUGAUUGAGAUUCAAUAGUUUGGUAAUACAAACUAUACUUGUAUGUUAUUAUGUCAAAUAUGAAUGUAUGUCUUAUUUGUUUUAACCAGUGGAUUAUAGUUUCAUAAACCACAAAAUAAAACAAAAUGAUAACUACUGUUUAUAGUAAUGAUUGUAUGAACCUGCAUAUCUGCAAUAUGCAUACUAUCUGGAAGGUUUUAAUAAAUCCAAUUGUAUAAUUCCACUUAGUAAAAGAAAUCUAAAAGAAAUUUUGUUAAACACUUAGAACUGCAGAUUGAAUGUGUUGUUUGAAUAGAACCAGUGUAGUAUGUUCAUAUAAAAUAACACCUUACUAUUAUGUUUCUUUAAGCAAGUGAUAGGCCACUUGUUUUUUUUCUUCGUGAAACCACUUGCCUGAUGCCUAUGUUAAUUCCAUUUUAAGAUUUGGAAAUUGAUUAUGAUGAUAGCAAAACUCUCAGCAUUUGUUGCUGUUGCACCAAAACUGAUGGCUCUGUUUGCAAGGGGGUGUGGCAUUGGUGAUAGUUGUUACUAUUAUUUCCUCUCCCACAAGAUGACAUGUAUUUAACAUGCUUAUAAUCACCAGUUUUAUGUUAAUAUGUCAAUAUUUUUGAUGCUGCUUUCACCAUAAGCACCUUGAACCCUUGUUGAAUAAGAAGUAUAUGAAUAAUAAUUCUGCUGAACAACUUUACUAGUGUUGAGAACUAAAGUAUGGAGUGUCAGUUCUUUCAUUCAGUGAUGUUUUAAAAAAUCCACAAUAUCAGUUAUUUGAUAGUUUAGUUUUGACCUUAAUCCUAUGGGCAUGCCCUUUAGCAUUCUUUGAAAUGUUAUAAUCACUGCGUUUUACUUCCUAGUUUACCAUCUGAAAAUUGGUUGCCCAGCCUGCUUGAUGAAUUCGCUAUAUAAGUGCAAAUCAAAUCCUUGUGGAUAAUGCCAGACUAAGAGCCACGUAUGAAUAGGAGAAGUUGACAUGGAGUCGGCUAAAUCUUUGUGGCAGCUUUCUGCAAAGUCAGUGGCAAAGUGAACCCUUCAGUAGUGAAUGUAAAAUCUGAACUAAAGUGUUCAAUAUUUAUUUUAUAAUUUUAUCUUUUCCAUUACAGCAUAUUUUUUAUCUUUUAUUUUGGUAUAUCGUGUUUUGAAAUGCUGAAGGGCACUUGUAUUUUGCUUUGCAAGCCACUUUAAUUUUAUUUAUAUAAACAUGGUGAAAGUGUAAUUCUAAUACAAUCUUUUGUCUUUGCUGUCUUACAGGGCUGUAACUCUAUUCCUCACUAGAGCUCUCAGCGUCAGCUAAGAAAUUCAACACCAACAAAUUAAGCACUGGCAGUCUUGUGGAAAGCUACUAUAACGAGCAUGAGAAAUAGUCAGAAGUGAAGUUAACAAGAUAAAUAAUAGUUGCCAUCCCAAUAUCUGUACAACUGGAAUCCCAUAAUUUCGAUCAGGGCAGAAGCUAAAGGACGAAGCAUUGUGCCAAUCUGUAUUGUUCAUUUUCUCCCCUUUUUUUUUCUUUUGUUGCUGUCAAGUAACGGGUUUGCUCAUUGUCAUUAUAACUUGUGUGGACUGAAUUAUAUCUGUAUUGUAAUAAAAAUGUUCGGCUUUAUGGAAACAGCUGAUUUAGCUGUUGUAGGACUUUAUUUUGUUGUUGUAUUGUGCAUUGGAUUUUUUGUAAUGUGGAAGUCCAACAGAAGUACCGUGAGCGGAUACUUUCUUGCAGGACGCUCCAUGACCUGGUUAGCUAUAGGUGCUUCAUUGUUUGUGAGCAAUAUUGGCAGUGAGCACUUCAUUGGUUUAGCAGGAUCUGGAGCUGCCAGUGGAUUUGCAGUGGGAGCUUGGGAGUUCAAUGCAAUGUUACUUUUACAGGUAUUAGGUUGGGUCUUCAUUCCAGUCUACAUUAGAUCUGGUGUGUAUACCAUGCCACAGUACCUUUCCAAACGUUAUGGUGGGAACAGAAUAAAAAUCUAUUUUGCUCUGUUGUCCUUGUUGUUGUACAUCUUCACCAAGCUUUCUGUUGAUCUGUAUGCUGGUGCACUGUUCAUCCGUGCAUCAUUGGGCUGGGACCUUUAUCUCUCUAUCAUCAUUUUGAUUGGAUUAACUGCAGUGUUAACUGUCACAGGAGGACUUGUGGCCGUCAUCUACACCGAUGUUCUGCAGGCUGUUCUUAUGAUUGGUGGAGCUUUAACAUUGAUGGUUGUCGGUAUGGUCAAAGUAGGAGGCUUGGAUGAACUGAGACGAAGAUACAUGCUUGCCUCUCCAAAUGUUACUGCAAUUGUUACUACUUUCAAUCUAAGCUCGACUAACACUUGCCGUAUCCACCCUAAAGAGGAUUCUCUAAAGAUGCUACGUGAACCAACUGAUGAGGAUAUUCCUUGGCCUGGUUUCCUGUUGGGUCAAACACCUGCCUCUGUUUGGUAUUGGUGUGCUGAUCAAGUCAUUGUGCAGCGUGUCUUGGCAGCAAAGAACAUCUCGCAUGCCAAAGGAGCCACUCUGAUGGCUGGUUUUCUGAAACUCUUGCCCAUGUUUAUCAUAGUCAUUCCAGGGAUGAUUUCCAGAAUUCUCUUUACUGAUGAGGUUGUUUGCAUUAAUCCGGAGCACUGCAUGCAAGUAUGUGGCAGCAGUGCAGGUUGCUCAAACAUUGCGUACCCACGCCUAGUGUUGGGAAUCUUACCCGUAGGCCUUCGUGGUUUAAUGAUGGCAGUCAUGAUAGCAGCUUUAAUGAGUGAUUUGGAUUCUAUAUUUAAUAGUGCCAGCACAAUAUUCACCCUUGAUGUCUACAAGCACAUUCGAAAGGCUGCCAGCUCUCGAGAACUUAUGGUAGUGGGUCGUUUAUUUGUUAUCUUCAUGGUCGGCACGAGCAUUGCCUGGGUUCCUAUAAUUAUAGAAAUGCAAGGAGGACAAAUGUAUCUCUAUAUCCAAGAGGUAGCAGGAUAUCUAACCCCACCAGUGGCAGCUGUGUUCCUACUUGGUAUUUUCUGGAAACGCUGUAAUGAACAGGGGGCUUUCUGUGGGGGGUUAGUUGCAUCAAUUUUGGGAAUAUCGAGGUUGAUUCUUGCCUUUGUAUACCAUGUGCCAGAAUGUGACCAGUCUGAUACCAGACCAAGUUUUAUCAGAAACAUUCAUUAUAUGUACUUGGCAGCGGCUUUGUUUUGGAUCACUAUCAUUACAGCAGUCAUAGUGAGUCUGCUGACUCCUCCUCCUCCCAGAGAUUUGAUUUGUACUACCACAUUCUGGGCAUUAAAAGAUACAGAAAUAAUUCAAAGUGGUCAUAAAGAAGAAUCUGAUAAGUUAACAGACAAAAACCUGGCAAAAUGUGGUGAUGAUAACAGAUGUGCCGAAAUUUUAGAUUUUAAACACAAAGACGAAGAUUCAUCUCCAUUAGCUGAUCGAAUAGAAUUAGUUCUUUUAAUGCCCGGAAAUGGUGAUUCCAAAUCUAUGAGUCCACGUGUCAAUGAAGGUCAGAUAAGAAAUGACUCUUUUGCAAAUGGCCAAACGUCCCCAGUAGGACAAGUGGAUAAAAAGGAACCUGAAAUGAAAAGGAAUGUAUGGUGGAGAUUCUUUGAUCAGUGUUGUGGAAUCAAGAAUUAUAAUGUGAAAAAGACAGCAAAAGAUCCUGUAGAAAGUGAAAUGGUUUGUUUACAAAUGUUGCAAGAGAGUCCAAAAAUUAAAUUGAUAUUAAAUGUUGGUCUUUUUCUUGUGUGUACACUUGGCAUAUUAAUGUUUAUCUAUUUCUCUUUGUAAAAUGGAAGUUUAAUAUCAGUACUGUGUUCCAUCUUCCCAGCCCUAAGUUGGUAAUCUUUUGGUCCACUUUGGGAAAGAUAUACGAAGGAGUAAAGAUGAGUCUUUAGUAUCAGUUGGAUUCUUUUCACUAGUUAAGUGAAGACACAUUUAUAUUUCGUGUUCAUUGUAUUAUUUGUUUUGUUUGUGGUUUGUAAAUGGUUUAACUACUUGUGUGAUAAGCAUGUAGAACCCCAUUUUUCAUUCUUAUAACAAAUAUUUAUCUAUUAUCCUGUUGGUUUCUUCAUAAUUGAUGUGUGUAUUAUAUUAGGCUAGGGUGAAUUUGAAGGGCAUGGAGCUGAAUUGAUUUUGGGUAUAGUGGAACAAACAUGUAACCCUGCAAGUUCUUUAUUGAUAAUUAAAGCCAACCAUCCACUUAUUCAUAUAGGUUGAUUUUUUUUUUAAAUCUUAUUGUUUAGUUAUCUAAUAGGGAAGUAGAGUUGUUGCUGGCAAUGUACAGUUAAGACGCAGUUGCAACAGACUUGUAAGAGAGUUUAGUAUUUGGUGGCAUGGAAGUCAAAUUGGAAUUUUGGGAGGGUGAUUGGAGUACCAUCUGCAAUGAGAUAAAUUGCUCUGAAGUAACUUACUUCGAACAAGAUUUGCAGAAUAUUUGCUACUUCAUGUUGCAGGUAGUACAAUGAUGCUUUUCUGAAAGUUUAUAUCAGGUUAUGCUAACCUAACCACCUAAUUGUAUUGCUUACAAAAGAUAUUGCUCUAGUAUUAACUUUAAUUACACUCCUGUCUCUAAACUUUCUUCUUGGAUCAUUGACCAUGUCUUCUCCCAGCUCUUCGCCCUUGGUUCACGAGUUCUCCUGCUUCAAUUUGUCUCUCAUCGGUUGAGAGCACCAAAAGAGCAUUUGCCAAAGUCUUGAAUAACAUGUCGUGUGAUAAUUCUGGUACUUUAUCCCUCUUUGUCCUCCAGGAAUUAUAUAUGAAAUUGAACAUGAUUCAGAACUGAAUCAUCUGUUUGCUCUUGCUUGAUACUUCCCAACCAAACCAAAUUAAGUCAACCCAAAGUCAAAAGAUUUGCCUCUGGAUCAAAACCAUCUUGUACGUACCUCUAAUUAGCAACAUUAUAUAAGAUUUAGAUUAGUUUCCACAAGUGAAUGAAUGAUUCCCAACUCUGACCAAUUCCUUAACUCUUUGCUGAGCAAAGAGCUCUUGUAAGAUAAUUAUUUAUUUAAUCUUAUUUGGGCAAUGUAUUCACCAUAAUGUCUGUAGAGUCUACAGUAAAAUUAUUACCUGGUGUUUGGUAAAAUUUGCAUUAUAAAUGAUCCCAGGCAGAGCUUUAAACCUUUAUUUACGCUACAUUGAAUUUCUACUGAAGCUCUUUGUAAAUAAGGUCCAAUCAUUACUAAGUUGUUCUUAUAGAUGUGCAAGCCUCUAGUUAUAUGAAACUUGUCCAAAAAUGCAAGGAAUUAUGUUCUACAAUUUCGUCUGCCUUGAUUUCCCAAAGCCUUGAUUUACUGUGAACACCGAAUUAAGUUUAGUUUACUGGAAAAUGCUUAACAUUAUUAUUUCACUUUCCAAGAUCCUACAACUUUAUAAGUUGCCUUGAAAGCUGCAGUCUUCUCAUGCUUGUAUCUAAUUAUUUUAUCCAUAUGAUUCCAUUGCUUCUGCUCUGAGUGCUUUUCUGUAACUUCUUUGUAUCUUCACCUUCCUGUUUUUACUCUUGAAAAAAAAUGUUCUUAAAAUUCAUUCCUUUUGUCAGGUUUUCUGUGCUGCCUCUACUUCCUCAGCAUUUGUUCACAUCAUCUACUUGUGAGGCACCGUGGGACAUUAACUACUUCUAAAGUACCCAGAGACUUGUGUUAGAAUUAAUUCAUAUCAAAAUUCAACUGCAUUGAAUUUUGGCUUCUGAUAGCUGAUUUUUGUGUGUGUAUUAGCUGUAACCCUAAUCUGUCCAAACUUAAUUUGAAUUAUUUCACUAAAAUGGAAAGGAAGUUUUGGACAAAUUAUUUAUCAUCUGUUUUUUUAAAAAAGAAGGUUCAAAAGCAUGAACAAUCAUUGUCUAAUGAUAUUAUUUUCCAUGAGAUGGGUGUUGCUAGUAGAAGGUAGAUGGUGUACAUAUUGGAGGCAGGGAUAAGAAUACAAAAUUGAGCACAAUUUCUGUUGUAGCACAAUUGCAGAAUGAAUAAAUAUUAAUUUUGCAUGCUGAAAAUUGAAUGUAGUACAUUUUGGGUUUUAUCUUAAUGAGUGGCAGUCAUUCAAGCUAAAUGAGGACGUCAUAGACUUGGAAAGGAUUGGUUAUUUUUAAUAUUUUCAAGAUGAGAUUGAAAAUGGGCGGAAAAUUUACUUUGCUAGCUUAAUGCUAGAAAGAAAGUAAUGAAUACAGUGGAUCUAAAAUUUUGAGUCAGCGUUAUUAGAGCUAUUCAUUCAACGCUUACUGGGUAUCACGAGUUGAGUAUAUUGCAAGGAAGAAGCUGGGAGACCAUGUCUUUGUGGUGUAAAAGAAAACGUGAACAUGUCUGAAUAUAGGUAUGUUUUUAGACAUCGGGUGUUGUUGUUCAUCUGGAUAGUACCUCCACUACUGCAUCAUGUAUAGUGAACCCGCCCUUUUUCUUAAAAAAAAUCUUGCACUGAGUUGUAGCUGUAAAUCAUUUUUCAUUAAAAUAUAUUUUUAAUUAAAAAUCUCAAUUUAUAUGUUUUAAUACCAAGGUAGUCCUCACAUUAUCAUGAAGAUUAAUAAUUCUAAUUUUUUGGCAGAUUAUAAUGACAAUACUUUUGAUUUUUUUUGAUCCUUAUGAUUCUUAAAAUAAUUACUUCCUUAUCAGAGGCCUGGCAUACAACAUUAUUCUUCUGAUCUGCCAGGGCCUGUCUAAAGGACAUGAUCUGAUACCUCAUGGGUAAAUUACUUUGAUUAUGUAGUAUAUUUCAUAUGUAGUAAUUGCAUAUCUAAUUAUUUGGUUAUUUUCUACAUGUAGGAUUGUACCCAAACAUGACUUUUAAGUUCUCACAACAGAAUCUUACUCCUACGUUCCAUGAUUGGUCCUCAGCGUAUUCUUGUUUCAUGCCAAAUCUUUUGCUCAGACUUGUUGGCCAACCUAAUGAUACUGUUUUGUCAAAUGUCAUCAAUUUUUUGACAAACCAGUGCAUGCAGAGUCUGUAUGUAUUGUGGAUAAUGUAAUAAUAUUGUAUUCAAGCAAUGAGUCUUGUGGUAUACUUUAAUAAUUCACUGUUUUGUAUUGAUUAUUUCAUAUGCUUCAAGGAAUUUGUUGAGUUUGGUUCUAGUAUGGUUUCUAACAAGUGUUAGUUUUGAGAAUAGAUUUGUAGGUUGACAGGUGGACCAGGGAAGCUAGUUGGUGGCAAUGCAUGCAGAGCUUGUGGCAAUCACCUAAUGGAGAUAAAAGUUUGUGCAUGUUUGUACGUGUGUGUCGUUAGUUUGCUUCUUAAAGAGGAGUUUGGGUGAGGUGGUUGCACUAAGUAAUAAUAGAGCCGAUCUCAAAUCUUGGAUUUGACGAGCCUAGUGGUUUUAUUAGAUUUUGUAAAAUACUUGAUUGUGAUUUUUUUUUAAAGUUUGUUUCUGAUAUUACAAAUUGUUUUGUAUCUCGACUCUGUGGAACCAGUAGACCUCCUCAUCUUCACUGUACCCAUCCCUGUCCCAAUUUCUCUAGCCAUUGAGGACAAAACAUUUCCCACUGAUAAUUUUCCUGUAUCUCAACUCAGAGAAAAGAAGUAACAGUCUUAAGCUUAGCAAUUCAGAAUCCUUUCAUAUAAGAGAAGGUUCUGCCAUCCAUGUGCAAAGUCUUGUAUUGUUACUGAACAUACAAAUCAAGAUACUUGCACUCACAUUUGGCCCAAAGGAUUGUGCUGGUGCUGGCUACAUCUUUUGUACGUCAAAUAUCACAACUUGACCAAAAACUUGCAUCCAUUGACAAUUAAAAUGCUUUAAAACAGAUUCUUUAAAUGUCAUGGAUGCAAUAUUUUCCAGAACAUGCACUUUUGUCCAAUUUGCAAUGCAGAAAUAUCUGACCAUCAUUAUUUUAAGAAUUUAGAAUGCAUACUAGUUCCAUCAUUUUUGUUAUUUGUACUUUCGUAGUUAAAAGCAGCGUUUGUGUUAUUGAAUUCUCCAUAGUUUUGACAGUUUAUCACCAGCACCGCUACAUCAUGUAAGUACAUUGAGUAUUUGAAUGUAUCAGUACUUAAUCCUUGAAACAAAAGACUGAAGGUGCUUCCUAGAAAACAGGAACAAUCAAACUGUUGUCAAGGUGCAUUGCAGUUGCCUGCCAUCCAAUUUAGAUCAGUGUAGCUACAAUGGAUAUACUUCAAGCGUAUGAAUCCCUCAGAUUAUUUGCAUUAUAGCCUAAGAAGUAAUCUCGAGCAUUCUGGUUGUUACAGAUUGCAUGUGCAAGAUUAAUACCACCUGAAUUUUAAAUGAAACCCAUAGUGCUAUAUUUUGCUGUUAUUCAUUAUGCUAUGUAAUCCUUUUAUCUAGAGUUGUUGCCUGAGUCGCUGGAAUGUAUGAGCUAGCUGACUGAUUUGUUGAUUUUAAUUUCUUGGUAUUUGGAUGGCAUUAUCUUUCACCUGCUGAGCUUGUGAAUAAGUUUGUACCCUUUGUGUGUGGCUGUUUUGGAGAUGACUUGUGACUAGGCAUACGCUUUCCUUUUGGUGGCUCAGUUGCAAAGAGAUUUCUGCCAUGCUAAUAUCAUUGGGUAUAGAAAAAGCUGACAAUAGGCCCCGAGAGAUGAUCCCUUUCUAAUGCUUGUCAGUGAUAGGUCAGUUAGUCAGUUUAAGUCACAAGAAAAUGCUUUUUGCAAUCCUGUUCCAAAGUCUCCAUUAGGUGUCUGAAGAAAGAAAGGCUGUUUUAGGGGUACUAUAACAAAUAUUCUACUGUGGUAUAUUGUAUAUCACCCAACUUGUUUGGAUCCAAAUUAAAAGCUAUAUGCAUCGUUGUUUUUGAGAUAUCCUAAUAAGAGGCAAGCCUUCACCAAUUACUUUUCUAAUUCCUGCAUUCUAUUGUAUCGGCGUCAUAGUUUUGGCAGUUAGCUAGUUGGUUUAUAAAAAGUACUUCUAGUAGCAUUACCACUAAGGUUGAUUAAUUUGGCACAAUUCAGUGAUUGAACUAGCUGCUCCAUUUGACUGGAAAUGUGUUAAGGUUAAUGGAUACACUCCUGCAUUGACCUGGAUACUUGAUUAUUUGAUUAUUAUGACCUUGUUGAAUUUAAUGCAAAACAGGUCUUUAAAGGGAAAUUUUUAAUUUGUGUUCAUGUCAAAUUGACAGCCUCUUGGUUCCUUGCAUCAGAAGUUCCCAUAUAGUAACAGCUUUCAGGUUAAGUCUACAGUGCAAUAUGGCACAGUGAUAGUGUACUAUUUUUUCCAUCCAUACAGGUUCUAUUCCAGUUUUGACAUGAUCCAGGUGUGUACUUGCAUGUCAGUUGUAUUCAUUGUUGCAUUGGUAAUACUACCUUUCUCUGAGUGCUUCAGGAUCUUGAUCCUAAAUUCCUUAUUGGGUAAACUUGAGCAUUUGAGGAAAAAUACAAAUUUUAUAAAACAAAGUCUUCAAAGGCUUAAUGUGGCAAGUCCAAAAUAAUGAUUUUUUCAGGCAAUUCUUAGCCUGUUUGGCUUGUCUUGCGGAAUGCACUUCAACUUGAAGCAUGACUAUCAGAGAUGGAAUUUUGGUGAGAUGCAUUUCUUACCAGAUGGAUAUUGAAUGCAUUGGUCUCAGGUAAGGUAAGACAGAGCACCUCUGAUUUUUAUGAAGCAGAUCUUAUAAUGAGCAUGGGAACAUAUUUCCCAUGAACUUCUGAUUUCCCCCCCCCUUAAAAUUAAAGUGUAGGAAAUGUGAAUUUCUUAAAGCUGCACCAAUGGCAUUCCACUGUCCUGCUCAAGAUUAAGAUAAAGCAGUGUGUUGUAUAUCGUAGGUUGUUUCCCACAUGAAUAAGUGCCCGAUACAAGAUUUGUUGUAGCUGAUUUGUAAGAGAGUAAAGUUUGUGUUUAAUUAAUAUUUCUUGGUUACAGUUGUUCCUAUGCUCAGAGAUUUCUUUCUUUUUAUAUUGGUGCUCUAUGCUCAAAACAUUUGGCUUAAGAAAAAAAUGAAAAUUUUAAUAGAUUGCAUUGCCCUGUUUUGUUGGUUUUUGCUGGAUUCAAACCUACACUUGCAGACCUUCCAAUCUAUUUUGUGAACGUGUGAUGGGGCUACUUCAGAGCCUUGCUUAUUUUGCCUUAGUUUUUGACAAAUCAUUCACAUUCACACAAAUACUAACCUCGCUCUAACAAACUUGCGAAAUACUAUCAAAUAGGAAGGUUUGGUUGGAAACUGGUGCUUAUUUUUUUUUAAAAAAUCAUUCCUAUCUAUUUCAAUUGUAUUACAUUUAAUUAUAGUCUAUAAGCCCAAAAUUUCUAAAAUUUAUGAGUAAAAAUUUAUUUGAACAUUCUGCACAUUGCUGCUGAAAGAUCUAUUAAGUGCUACACUUCUUAUCACAUCACUUGGCUUAUCACUUCUUCAUGAAUCCAUAAAAUAGCUUAAAAAUUUUCAAUAAAAUUCUAAUAUUUUGAUUAUUUGUUGCUCUAAUUAUUCUUAAUAAAUAUACAAAUUAUUGAUUCAAUGGCAGAUUUAUCAAUAAAAAUGGAGAAAUACUUUGCUUGAAAAUUGGAUAGGAUAUCGCUUUGCAUAAAUGCUGAAGAUUCAUUUGGUACAUAAUUGAGAUUGUUUCUGAAAUCUUCAGGGUUUUGUUUAGUUUAUAUUUCUUUAACCUUAAGGGAACAUGAUCAAUGAAGGCCUAACAUUAACAAAGUUUGUUACAGCGAGCCCUACAAAGAGACGUCUGUUUGCAUUAAAUUUAACUAGGCAUUCAGAAGUAAGGAGUAGUUGGAAGGUCUGGGUUUGGUAACAGAUAAUGCACGAAAACCUACCCUCCAUCCAGCUUUUUUUAAAAAUGUGUUUAAUUUGUUAAAAACCCAUUAAAUUUUAUCCAGAUUAAUCUCCCAUGCUGUGCUAUAUUAGAUUUUUAGCUUUACUGUUUUAGGAAUUUUAGGGUAAAAAUAUUUUGCAGAUUUGUGUGCUUUCCUUUUGGAGUUUAAAGUUUGCCAUGUGUCAAACAAAAAGUUUGAGCAUAAUCCUUUUCAUCUCUAAACCUCCAAAUUCUGUAACUAUAGAAAACUGUAUUUCUAAAUUUAGAUGGUUUGAAGAUGAGGCUUUCAUACUAGUAUAUUAACUGCAUAAGAAAUAGUAUUUCUGCUGUAAUUUGUAUAGAGCUUAAGGGUAGGGGACUAUUUUGUGGAUACAAUUGGAGAUCUUUUAUUCAGGAAAGUGCACAAAGAAGCCAUGGUUGUCAAGUUCUGGAAAUUAUUUGCAUGAACUACAUAUUUUGGCAUUCCACAACCAGUUAAACCUUCUUUGAAGAAAGGUUCACUGUGAAUCUGCAAGUGCUCUGUAUUCUUGUAGGUAAAAUUUUAAAUUUUCCUUACUGAUUUGCGCCUGACUCAUUCAAGCAUUUUACUGGGAAAAGAGCAGUAUUGAUCCUGAGCUAUGUUAUUCCAACAUACUGUAGAUAAGAGAUGGGUGUUAGUAGAAAGCUCCUUAUAUCCCCUCUUUAAAUUUAACUGCAUAAAUCUAGAUAGUUUUGCAUUCCUUUUAACUCCAGAUUGAGGAAGUAAAAGUCAGGCCAAGAAAUUUCUAUUUUAUUUGAGUAUUUAGCCAAUGACGGCAUUGCCUUCUAUCAGUGAGAAUCUAUUAUUCACAUGAGCAACGGCUUAUAUUGGUAAUUUGGGUAUACAAUUAGUGAUUGGUGUGUGCUUGUUGACUGACACUUAAAUCAUCUGGCUUUAACUGGUUUGGAGUGUCUUUGGUACUUAAAUUUAUCUAGGCCAGAGUGAUAUUGAUUGGCUGAGCACUUUUAAUGUUCCCUUCAAAAUUGUUUUGAUAAUUGUUCAUAGUACAAUGGUAUCUCUUUUACUUUCAGGGCAAAUAUAUGUGGAGACUCUGAAGCCAUACCAGGAAGUGCUUUGAAAUCAAGCUACUCAUUAAAAUCUUUUAAGACCAAAAAACACAAACCAAUCAUAAACCACUGAAGCAAAACAACUAAGUGCAAUUUCCAUUAUGGAAAUUAAUUUUCUGUAUUUUAAAACAAAAGUGCAUGGAACCAAGUGUUCCUGGAAAAACAAAGACCUGCACAGUUUAGGAACUGGUAGUGUUUGCAACAUCCUUGGCUUUUUUGCAUAUGUUUUUAAACAUUUCACCUGGGAUUAAAACCAGUAUAGAUAAGUAUCAGUCCCUAACUACUAUUCUAUGCGCUAAAACAACUAUUCUCUUACCAUUGGACUCCAAGGAGCUCUGCCAUUAACCCUCUUAACUUCUGUAUUUAUGACAAUCUGGCUAUUAUUCCAACUGCACCUUUUUUAAAAUAUAAAUUUUCUAUUUGAUCCACUUUGCUCAAAGUACUUUAUAGGAUUGUGGAGAAUCUAGCAUUCUAUUACUGAACAAACCAAUGUGAAUAGAUAUUUAGCUGUAACUUCUCCAUUAUUCGCUCAUUCUGACAUCUGAUUAAUGAACAGCAGCACAUUGGACCAUUUGUGUUAUGGCUACACUUUCCUGUGAAAAAUUGCUGCUUUCGUUUUGCGCUGCCUCUGUGGAGGUAGGUAAUGUAGUUUAUUCGAUAUAGAGGUUCUCUUGACUCUUAAACAUAAAAUUAUACCAAAUUUAAUUUGUUCAACUCUGCAUAUAUUUUUAGAAGACGAUAAAUUUCAGAUUGGGCAUUUAUUGCUUUUUAAUGUUAGUUUAUUAUGCUUAUUCUUAAAUACUAUUUAAUACUUGCAUGUGGAAGACAAAGAUAUAUGGUACCAAAUCAGUUACUGGAAUUGCAUUUUGUGGAAUUAAUUUUAAAAUUUAUAAAAGCCUUUAACUUUCAGAAACAGUUAUGUGACAAGUAUGUUGCUGUGCAACAGUUAUUGAGAAUACAGUAAUAAAACAAGUGAGUUAGUCAAAAGAAUGACAGUUGGAUAGAGUAGCAAUUACAGGUGCUUCCUAUUGAAACUGAGCUGGUUUGUUUUUAUCAAUUGGUCAUUAUGUUAACAGUUAUGCUUCAGUUUACAGUAUGUGGGGAUCAGUUCUUGCGUAUAUUCUACAGGUUUGCAUAAUCGAGCUGAUUUAGGAGCAGACUAUAUAUGGUGCGUUGAUGCACAAAAGGAACAACAAUAACACAAAGGUCAGACAUUCUCAAAUUUCUUUGGCAGAUCUAUCAAUCGUGACUUGCAGCCUGACUGGUUGGGUGGGUUGAUGCAUGUAUAUGUCUUGCAUUUGAUUUUUGUCCGAUUGGGUGGUGGAUGCGUGGUAAGGGAAAGGAUGAAUCGUUGUUAUUGCUGUAUCCAUGUUUAAGUUCUAUUCAUUCCUUGACAUGCUCAUUUAGAUAAUUACAACUGGAGGAAUUGCUGGAGCACUUUAAUUGUUCUAAAUGGCCCAGGUUAAGUAUAGUGGCGUAGUGUUCAUUAUCUUCAAUACCAUUCAAUAAUCUGUUCUGGAAAUGCAGAAUUAGAUUUUGAAUGACAAAUUGGCUGCGACAUCUUGUAUUGGUGAGGUAGUUUACUGAAGCCCACCGAAAAUAUUGAUUCUUGAAUAACAGACAUUAAUUGAGAUAGUUUAGUAAUAGAUCUAACUUAGAGAAUGAUAGCACCAUUUAGAAUUAAUUAAUCCCUUUGAAAGCAUGGAGGGGAAAAUUUGGCAGAGAAAUGAAGGUAUGAGAAAAUAUGGUAAAAUUAAGUAGCUAUUGAUUGGUUGCCUUUGGGUCCUGAUAAAAUUGCAAACAUAAUGAAGUAUCUGCAGAAAUAUUUAGAAUACUUGAAGUAUUCAGGACUUGACAUUUGCCAACUUAAGGACUAUGUCAUAAGCACAAGAGAUUCUGCAGAUGCUGGAAAUCCAGAGCAAAACACACAAAAUGCUGAAGGAACUCAGCAGGUCAGCCAGCAUCUUUGGAGAGAGAUAAAGAGUUGAAUUUUCAGGCCAAGGUUAAAGGACCCAGCCCAAUACAUUGACAUUUUAUCCCUUUCAUUAGCUGCUGCAUGACCUGUUGAGUUCCUCCAGCAUAUUAUGUGUGUUGCGAAGGGCUAUGUCAGUUAGUCUAAAAGAGCUAAAAUAUAUAUUGAAGGAGUAAGAAGUCUGGAUAGGUGGAUCAUUACAGUAUUGAUGAAAGUUGUUAAACAUAAGGAGCAUAAAUUAGGUAUAGCUACAGUGAUCAAGAAGUGAUAGGUAAUAAUUCUAAAAUCAGGAUUGAAUAUUGCAAAUCCAAAUUCAUGAUCUAUUGUGCAAUAUGGGAGAAAUGAGUUAUAUAGUAUCUGUUGUAUAAACGGGAAAUGAUUUUGAGCAUGUAAUUAGAGGGUGUAGUUAGAGCAGAUGAUGAAUAAAAUAGAAAAGUUCCAGUACCUUGAAUAAGAUUUAUUAAUCAAAGGCAUUGAUAAAUUCUGCAUUUGAUACUUUUAAGGAUAAAUGUGCAUGAGGGAUUGAAUACUGAUAAAUGAAUACGGCUCUGUAAAAACGGGCUCUUAAGUUUUGGAAUUCUGCAGAAAAUUGUUGUGCUUUUAAUGUUAUUUACAUCAUUCCAAAACAUGAUAGGGGGCAUUAUAAAUGGUGGGGAAAAACUUUUGAUGCAGUUGAUCAUCAGCAUAAAUAUCCAGGGAAUGUGAAGCUGUUAACAAUGAGGAUGCAUUUGAAAGUAUUUGAUUAUGACAAAAAACUUCACAUCAUAUUGGUAAGGUAUGAAAACUAUGUAUGUAAUAUUCUGUGCUGUUCCGUACACUUUGAAGUGGAUUUUGAUGUAUUGGAAAGAAUUUGUUGGCGGGUUGCCCUGGGUGUAAUGGAGGAAUCAAUUAAUUUAAAUUGGAGGAAAGACUUUUGAGUUGAUAUCGAUUAGUUCUCUCAAAUCCUGAAAAAAAUCAAAGACUAGUUAUUACAUUUACUAUUGUUGGGGGUACUUUCUUUAAAUUUUCUGUAUUUUGUCAUUUGCUGGCUUAACCUGACUGUUCAAUAUGAGGUGAAUGCAAGGCUUGUUGAUUAAAUGGAAUCAACACCCCUUGUAACUGAUUGCAUAUAGGUCCUAGUAGCCAUCAACUGCACUACACUUUGCUCACCUUCUUGGGUUGUUAUGAUUCAAGUCUUACUAUUCUAAGUUGAACAUUUCAGAAAACCUGAGCAGUACGUCCUUGCAGCAUUGAUUAAUUAAUGUGUGGGGCAGGUUCAGAUAACCUGAUAGUUUUUUUUAAGCCUGGUGUGAACAAUUGGUCCAAAGGGAUUCGUGCUUAGAUAAAUGAUAAUCUGUUUUAACCUAGUAUUCCAAAAUAUGGCUUGAGAUCUAUUGAAAUCAUAGAAAAGCAGACAACUCAAUUGGGGCUCUACUUCUAGAGUUUUGAUACACCAAAAUCUUGAGUCAGGAACUGUUUACAUAAACAGAUAAAUUGCAUUCAUUUGUGACUGAAAAUUGUUUGUGGCCUGUUGGGAGGAAUGGACAAAUUGUUUUUUUUGGUCUUUGUUAGUAUAUUUGUUUCAGUUUCAUACUUUAAGGGUUCAAUUUUUCUGUUUGUGCUCAAUGGGGAUAAGUACAUUCGGCAAAACCAUUGACCAGACUGGAAGUGCUUUUAAUUAUCACUGGGAGAAUUUUCACAUGAGGCUGCAUUGAAAGCUACUCAUCUGCAUGAGUUCUUUCAACUGUUAAAAAACACCAUAGAAAGCAAAAUGAAAGUGGAUUUUUAAUUCUGGGCUUAAUUUGUUUUUCUCCCCUCAAUCCCAGCUCCACCCAAAGUUCUUCCUUGUGAACCAGAGAUCCUAGUCCGAUUCUUAGGACACAAUAUCUUCAAAUUUAUCAUGAUUUUCAGUUUGGCUUGGCUGGUAUUAUUCUUCACUCUGAAACAAAUGCUUGGGCCUUACUCUAGUAGAUAAUUUUUGCAACACUUCAAUUUGAUAUUAAGAGGCAUCUUUCUCCUAUGAGAUGCUGAUAUCACAACUACUUAUCAUUAAGAACUACAUAUUCCAUCGCCACUCAAACAGACUGACUGCUUGGUCAUCUUGUUUGCUAUAUGUGGCAUCCUCAUGUACUACCUCAGUUGUGACUACAAUGUUGAGGCCUUUUCCCUGUGCCUUCUACAAAACAGUAAGCAGUCUGGCAAUGGAGAAAUGUAAUUAUGAUUGGGUGAUUGAUUGAAUUUUCAUUUGAUUCAUGGUAUUCUGGACACCAAAGGAUAAAUUAAGUCUAUACAUAGGCACAAGAAAAUGAAUCUGCAAGAAAAAUUGGGCCCUUAACGGAAAAAAAAAGUUUUUUUUGUAUUGGAACAUGGAGUGUUAAUUAAGCUGAUUACUGUACAAAACUUUUAAUGAAAUGUUUAUUUCUGUUCAGUAGUUUUCUAAAAAUCUUUUAAGAAAAUAGUAUGUUGUGUACUCUGAAUUUUAUGUGUAUUGUAAAAAUGUAUGUACCAAUUGAUGUAUUUUAUAAUACUUUUAUGUAUCCUGCUGUUCUGUGAAGGCAGAAUAUUUUUUGAUUAAUUUCACACUGGUGGUCAUUGAAGUGGAGAAUAUUCACACAAGAUUCUUUUGUGAAAAUUAUUCAUAGUUGCCUCUUGGCUACUCGAAUCAGGGUUCUGUCUCAAUUACAUUAAGUGUUGUCAAUGUCUUUACCCUAAUUCUUAAUUUUCCUUUAUAUAUUAACGUUGCUUGACUCAUGUGAAGUAUGAAAUUUGGUUCUGGUAUGUAAUACUGUUUGCAAAAGCAAUAAGGUCACUUCUGUGCUGUUGUAUUUAAGAGAUUAGAUUAAGCACAGAGAUGGAUCAGAAAAAUGCAUGAUGUACUGUCAUUUUUCAAUCUCUUGACCUUCUGUGUUUUUUAAAUUUCAGAAUCAUUUGUCAAGAUCCAUCUUUUAAAAAGAGAAUGUGUACACAGUCUGAAGGUUCCCAUUUGAAGCAUCUGGCAUCCAGGAAUUGAAUGGAAUAAAGUGAAUAUGGUUUAUAAAACAA
Molecule: messenger RNA, 22428 nt
Organism: Mobula hypostoma (lesser devil ray)
Lineage: Eukaryota; Metazoa; Chordata; Chondrichthyes; Myliobatiformes; Myliobatidae
Product: sodium/myo-inositol cotransporter-like
Exons: 2
Coding region: 7315-9462 (715 amino acids)
Biological process (GO): myo-inositol transport; inositol metabolic process; transmembrane transport
Cellular component (GO): plasma membrane
Molecular function (GO): D-glucose:sodium symporter activity
Source: RefSeq, a predicted model, not a curated record